Molecule: messenger RNA, 480 nt
Organism: Daldinia childiae
Lineage: Eukaryota; Fungi; Ascomycota; Sordariomycetes; Xylariales; Hypoxylaceae
Exons: 1
Coding region: 1-480 (159 amino acids)
Source: RefSeq, a predicted model, not a curated record
AUGUAUCGAGCAUUGGAUGAUAUUCACAAAGAAUACCAGCACUUUUAUGUCACGGAACCCCAGUCGUCGCUGUGCGACCUGCCGAUCUCCGGUCGUGUCGAGUCUGCGGAUCGAACCAGACUUCGCCACUUCCUCCAGUAUCCAACCAUGCUCAUCUGCCGUCUUCGAGCCACUCUUUCCCUAAGCGAAGCAGAUCGUGCUAUGGGCGAAGAGGAGGCACAAAGGUUUGCAGCCCGGACUUUACUCAUCGAGAAGAUGGCAAGGGCUGUGGACCCAGUUAUGGCCUGGCAACUAGCGCAGAGGAAUAACUUACCAUAUUCUAUAGUACGCACGAGGGAGGACUGGCUUUCAAUCAAUGAGCGUGGGGAGAACUGGGAGGAAUUAAAGACGUUCCUUAAACAGCGGUGGUUAAAGUGGGAAUAUUAUUGGGAGGACGAGAUUUUAAUUAAAGAGCUGGGACAAGUUCCUAUCGAAGAAUGA